ACUACGCGGCUGAGGAGCAGGAUGAAGGAGCAAGAGAAAGAGAGGGACGGAGGAGGUGGAAAAGCUGGGAGUAAGAAAGAGAAGGAUCAGAGCUGGAUUCCCAAGAUCAUCAAGAAACGAGUCUGCACCACUUUUGUUGAAGACUCUUUCAGUAAUGGAGCAUUGUGUCAGUGUGGUGGUGUGCGGCACGUGCAUGACUCUGUGGCAACAGCGGACUUCUUUGGAGCUGCCAUUGUCACUCAGUGGGACAGCAGGCAGCACUCUUCAGAGUCGCCCACUGAUGCCUUUGGAGAGCUGGAGUUUGCUGGUGCUGGACGCAGACACAGUCAUUUUCUGCGCCUGUCAUGUGACACAUCGCCUCAGAUCGUCUACACCCUGAUGACAGCUCACUGGGGCCUGCCUUCACCCAACUUAGUGGUCUCGGUGGUGGGGGGUGAAGGCCAUGAGAAGAUCAAAACAUGGGUGAGGGAUGUCCUGAGAAACGGUCUGGUUAAAGCCGCACAGAGCACAGGGGCCUGGAUCUUGACCGGGGGUCUGAGGGAAGGCGUGGCCCGCUGUGUGGGCGAGGCGGUGAGGGACCAUGGGGCUGUAGCUCCUGCUGACUCCCAGAAGAAAGUGAUUGCUGUGGGGCUGGCACCUUGGGGCCUGGUGCACAACAGGCAGCAGCUUGUCAAUGCCCAGGGGAGUUUUCCUGCUCGUUAUUAUGUCCAGAACACAUCACGUGACUCCAGCUGCCUGGACAACAACUGCCAGGCUUUCCUCCUGGUGGAUGAUGGGAGUGUUGGCCGCUGUGGGGGAGAGACAACCUUUCGUGCUAGUCUGGAGGACUACAUUUCCCAUCAGCGCACUGGCAUUUGGGGUAGCGGCAGUAUUGAAAUCCCAGUGCUGUGCAUGCUUAUCUCAGGAGAUGCCAGUAUGUUGGAGAGAUUAGAUGCCUCUCUGAAGAAAUCUACACCCUGGUUGGUUCUUGCUGGUUCGGGUCCAGCUGCAGACCUUGUCAGUGAACUGCUUGGUAAUCUCUCCCCUGUUUGCCUCGGUCCCACUUCUUGUCCAGCAGAGGGGGAGGCUACUGAGGGUCACAACGCAGAGCUCCGUGACAAGGUCCGUGACAAAGUUCGGAGACACUUCCCAGUUGAAGCUGAACUGGAAAAACUGGUGGAUAGUGCUCUGAAUAUUUAUCAGAACAGAGAGCUCAUCACUGUUUUCCAUGGGGAACAGGAGGGUUCUGAGGAUUUUGAUACAGUUCUCCUCAAAGCCCUUGUUAGAGCUAGUAAACGUGUGUCCAGUGAUGCCAGUGAGUACAUAGAGGAGUUGAAACUAGCUGUGGCCUGGAACCGAGUGGACAUCGCCAAAACUGAGCUCUUCAACGGAGACAUCCAGUGGAAGUAUGAAGACCUUGAAGACUCCAUGACAGAUGCGCUGGUCAACAACAAGCCCCAGUUUGUGCGUCUCUUCUGCGAGAAUGGCCUGAAUAUCCUGGACUACCUGACAUACGGCCGCUUGGAAACCUUGUACUGCUCGCUGUCAGACAGCUCACUGGCAUACAUUCUGCUCCAGAGGCGUCUGAGUGAGAGGCAGGACCUGGCUGGAUCCCCGUCCAUCCUGGAUGGGGCUGUGACAACACCUCUGAAGAGUCCUCAGAGUGCACUAAGUGGAUCGGCUUCAGCAAUGGAGCUCAAUCUCUAUGAGGUAUCCCGCCUGCUGUGGGACCUGUUGGGUGAUGUCUGUCAGCCUUUCUACUAUGGACCACUGGGCCUGGACCACAGCACCAGCACCAGGAAGGCUCUCAGGCAAGUCAAUAAAAUGCUGCUGGGGGAGUGUUUGUACCGGGACCAGCGCUGUCUCUCACCCUGGGCAGCCCUUUUCAUCUGGGCUGUCCUGCAGAACCGCAGUGAGAUGGCUGUGUACUUCUGGGAGAUGGCAGGGGAGUCAGUGCUGAGUGCUCUAGGAGGCUGUAAGAUGCUGAGGGAGCUUUCUAAGCUUGAGAGUGAGACUGAGAGCAAGCUUGCCAUGAAAGAAUUGGCACAGAAGUUUGAAAACCUUGCACACGAUGUAUUUGGUGAGUGUUACCAGAACAGCGAGAGUCGCUCCUUCACUCUCCUUAUAAGGAAGUCUCCAGUGUGGGGUGGAGCUACGUGCCUGCAGAUGGCCACUGCAGCUGAUGCCCGCCUGUUCUUCAGCCACGAUGGUGUUCAGUCUCUGCUGUCUCAGAUCUGGUGGGGUGACAUGGAGAGAAGUACUGAGGUUUGGAAACUGGUUCUUACCUUCUUCCUGCCCCCACUCCUCUUCACAGAGCUUAUCAGCUUCAGAGAACAAGAGGAUGAGUCUGUGGAGGUCCAUUUUUACAGAGACACUGAAAGUCUGGAUGGGAAUGAUGCCACCGUCUUCUCCCUUGCUGACAUUAUACCUAAUGAAGAAGAAGAAGCUGAAGAGCUCAGUGCUCUAAAAGAAAACCUGAAAGACCCUUUGCCAUCCAACUCCAAGAGACCGUUCAUUGUAUCACGGUGGAGACAGUUCUGGUUUGCCCCUGUCACCUCAUUCCUCGGCAAUGUGCUGAUGUACUUCCUGUUCCUCUGCCUGUUUGCCUAUGUCCUGUUGGUGGACUUCAAGCCCCCACCCCCUGACGGCCCUUCCACACUGGAAUUUGUGCUUUACUUUUGGGUUUUCACCUUAGUAUGUGAAGAGAUCCGGCAGACCUUCUUCGUGGGCAGCACCUUUGUCCUCCAGAGGAUGAAGAAUUACAUCCAGGAUGUGUGGAACAAGUGUGACCUCACAGCCAUCUCUCUCUUCAUUGUGGCUCUAUGCUGCAGAAUGGGUCCCUGGUCAUAUAAGUUUGGCCGAGCUGUGAUGGCUAUAGACUUCAUGGUCUUCACACUACGUCUGAUCCAUAUCUUUGCCAUCCACAAACACCUUGGGCCCAAAAUCAUCAUUGUUGGCAAAAUGAUGAAGGAUGUUUUCUUCUUCCUUUUUUUCCUGGCUGUGUGGCUCAUGGCUUACGGAGUGACCAAUCAAGCACUCCUCUACUCAUAUGAUCCCCGCCCUGAUUGGAUAUUCCGCAGAGUAUUCUACAGACCAUACCUGCACAUUUUUGGCCAAAUACCCAUAAAUGAAAUGGAUGCUGAUAAAUUGGACGAAGUGAACUGUACGAACAAUGCCACACUAAUUGAAGCUGGGGAGGAGCCCUGUCUGAGCACCUAUGCCAACUGGCUGGUUGUCAUCCUUCUUGUCAUCUACUUGCUGUUUACCAACAUAGUACUGGUCAAUCUACUCAUUGCUAUGUUCAGCUACACCUUCUCCAAAGUACAGGAGAACAGUGACACCUACUGGAAGUUUCAGCGUUACAACCUGAUUGUGGAGUACCACUCAAGGCCCUGCCUGGCACCACCCUUCAUCAUCAUCUCACACAUCCACCUUUUCAUCAAGAGACACAUCCGCCAUAUUCCUUCAGUCAAAAGCAAACACUUUGCUCUUGAUCUCCGGGGCAGAAAUGCCAGCCGCCUCAACACAUGGGAGGCAAUCCACAAAGAAAACUUCCUCACAGCUCAGAAUAAGCGGCAGAGAUGUACAGACACAGCACAACUUAAAUCUACAUCUGUCAAGGUGGACAGUGUGCUGAAGCAGAUGGCAGAGAUCCGUGACCACGACCGAAGGUUGAGGUUGCUGGAGACAGAGCUGGAGUACUGCUGCAGUGCCCUCUCCUGGAUGACGGAUGCUCUGUCUCAGAGUGAUCUGAUAAAAGCUGGCCACCCCCCUCCUGUCCUCAGAGAUUUGACUCCACUGUCUCCAAGGUGACUCCCUGCACUCCAGGGUCAUAUGGAGCUACAGCAGUGACACAAAGUUUUGGCUAUGACAAUAAAUUCUGGCAAUACAGAAGGACACAUUGGCAUUGAAAACAAUUCCACUGGAAAAAUAAAACAGACUAUAAUUAUUUAUUUUUGCAUACUGAUGUGUUCUGAUGAAAUUUCCUCAAAUUUGGCACUCAUGUUUACUUCUACUCAAUGAUAAACGGGUUAGGUUUUGGUUGUCAAAGGUCAAGGUCACUGUGACCUUGUGUUUGUUUUAUUCUCGUGAACGCAGUAUCUCAAGAACACCUUGAGGGAAUAAAUUUGGCACAAACGUCUACACUCAACCAUAUACUGCUUAAAAUUUGGUGGUGAAAGGUCAAGAUCAUAAUGAGCUCACAAAACAGUUUUUGGCCUUAAGUCAAGAAUUCAUACACUAUUUAUGGCAACAUUGCACACAAAUGUCUAACAGGAUAAAAUGAUGAAGUAACAACAUUUUAUAGCCAAAAGGUCAAAGGUCAACUUAGCUGUGACAUAAUGUUUUCAACGUCAUAUCUCAGAGACAGAAGGGGAGACAUCUGGGCAGAUACUUAAUAGAUGACACUUAUCUUGGGUGUCCACCUUAAAACUGUGCUGAACAUAUAGAUCUUCUGUGCUGCUAAGGGGAAGAUGUGAGGCAUCCAUGUUUUAGAAUAUGUAGCUUCUUGGCAGCAACCUUUAGAUUUGAAGCAUUGUCUACUGUCAUGGCUACAAAUGACUCUAUACAGACAUGGAUGUAAACUGUAACUGCAACUUGACUGGUUUGCGGAGGCAUACAGCUUCCAGGCGGUAAUUCUAGUUUUAUGCUGACAGCUUUUUUUUUUCAGUUUUAAACUUCUGUCUGUGGAUGGGAGGAGUUUGAGGGGAGGUGCAAGGACCAUAUAUGGUAAUUCGGUCUUCCAUAAGUUGACCUGGAACUCUCAAACAGCAAGUACAUUAAGUCUGUUUCACUGGUUUUUAAUAUGUAAAAUGUGUGGUUAUGGUUUUUAAUAUAUAAACUGGCUGGUUAAAGUUAACUUUUAACUGACGUUAUGCUGGUCUGGCAGGGGUUCGCUGGAACAAGAGCUCUCAUCAGCUACUGUCAGAUAAUGUCAGCUAUCAUAGCUAACAUCAGGCCCUAUUUAAAAAACACCAGCAGAGAGAAACAGACUUGCUGUGUGGGAGUUCCAGGUAAACGCAUGAAAGCCACUGCUGUAGAUGCACGUUAAAGCCAGAGGCUUACUGGGGUCAAAGAGCUUACUCAUUGUGUUCAAAGUUUGAAUGAAUAUCUGAUUGAUAAUAUUUUUAAUCACUAACAACAUUAAAAUUUCACAUUGUGUGGACAUUAACAUUAUGAUGUUUUGCAAACGUUGGGUUUUGAUCUUCAUACCCUAUGACUAAAUGUCGGAAUUCUACGUCAAGAUGAUACUCAAAAAGUGAGUGGCAUGAAGUAAGUAUUAGAAGACAGUCACUGAAAUCACAUUGGAAUGCAAAACAUAUAAAGAUAAAUUAAUUGUUUGUGCCCGUGUUUUAAUUUUCAGUGGAAUUUUUUUCUUUGCCAGUAUUUCCUUUCAUAAUGCCAAAUUUUAUUUUUAUUUUUUGAUGCCACACAUACACACAAACACACAUACACAGUUGACUCAAGGUCAUUGUUUUAAAGAGUGUCGUGUUUGCUCUUUUAUCAUUUGUUUUACUUUUUUUUUUUAAAUUUCAGAUGUAUAUUGUUUGAGGCACAUUUAAUUGGGACAAAUAAUAUGCUAAGUGAUAAGUUUUUUAACUGUUGUGCCAGUAUGCAUUGCUUUCUGCUCUUGUAUGUUUGUAUCAUCCUACCACCUGAAGUUGCCAAAGUCUGAAAUUUUCAGAUCUUACACACAGGAGCUUUAGAGGUCUGAGCCCUGAUGUGACCACAGAGUGCCUUGUUAAUAUGUAUGCAAAGUGGAUUUAGUGAGAUGAUUAUCAGUAUUUAUGAGAUAAAAUAUGUUGCAUGGUCACAGACUUUUAAAAGCUGCAAAAAUUACUAUUUUAUAUUAAGAAUGGGUCCAAUGACUAUAAUGUGGGAGGAGUGACAAAGAAGGAAAUAUAGCUGCAAGCGGCAAUUCUGGGGUUCAAGCCAGCAUGGACAUUUAAAACUUGAAAGCUGGGUAGAAUAACAGUUCAGGACAGUUCAGGACACCUGCAUUAAAGAUUACCAACAGGUUUUAUGACAAUCAGACAGAUACUCAUUCAUUUAUGUCCAAAUCUUUAUUGGGCCACGUCUUUGGAAGCACUGUGGUUUCUUAUUGGACAACUGCAGGAACAUUCUGGGGACAUGCUUUAAUGGCUUGAUUUAAAAAAAGUCCACAGAGUUUGGUGAUGUUUGGAAAAAACCCUCAUUGAUUUAUGGCUGAAUUUUGUCAAAGGCCAUUGCAUUUUUUGGAACUUGUGGCACCCCCUAUUGACCAAUUUUAAUUUCAAUUUUAUUUAUUUCUCAAGGGGGACAGUGUACAUUAAUGAACAUUUUCAUAGAAAUAAAAACAUAAAUGUGUCCAGUUGCAGCCAAGCGCUGAUUUACAUUGCUAGUCCCCCCCACCAGAUGGUGCAGGCAGAAGUUCCUAAAAAGUAAAUGCAUUAACCAUACUAUAGAUGAAGCAAUUACAAUAAAUAAAAACACAAUUAACAGUAUAAAUCGCGCAAUGAGGCAUAAAAGUCAUAUUGCAUAUUAUGCAUGUGUACGCUUAUGUCCUGUUUUUAAGUGCAACCAAUUAAUAGUCAGAUGGAGGAGAAGGGACUGUUUGGGGUGUAAAGAUGGAGUGUGAGACUGCAGCAAUGCAAAGUCCAGUACAUUGUUCUUGUUGUGAUUAUGAUGGAUGGUAGUGGAGGAUAUUUGGACAAUAAGGGUUAAAGUGCUGUAGUGCUUAUAUCCAAGUUCUGUCAAUUGCAUAAUAAAGUAUAUAUUAAAUAGGCACAGGAAAAAAGAUCGGUACUUUGCAUGCUCAUACGUAUAUGUCCAAACAUGCACUGCACCUUAACAGUGAUUACAGGUUUGGUAUAAGCCACCUCUUUAGAUGUGUUUUGAAUAUGGCAUAUGUGUUACAGUCCAGUAUCAUUAAUGGUAUACUGUUCCAGAUGUGGCUGCCUUUAACUGAGAGUACUGACUGACCACAAGUAAAGUAAAAUAAUACAUGUGGUUCAUUAUUAUUCAACAUACCCUGCAAGUUUUGUAGUGAUUGGACAAUCAAUUACUGAUUUCUAGUCUGAUUUGUGUUACUGCAUGCCCACUUUUUGUAUUUGUGGUGCCCCCUAGUGGUCAAUUUGAAUGAAACUCUCAGGAUAUGUUCCUGGUACCUCUUAAGACAUUGCUUGCAAGGUUUGUGAUGAUUGGCCUUAACGUUGUGGAGUCAUUUGCUGAGCCAUGCCCCCUUAAAAGUUCAUUAGUCGAUCUGUAAAACACAGUGAGAUAUCAAAAACAGUUAAAGCAUUGGUGAUAAAAUUGUGAAAAAAAUCACACAUCAUUUUGCUGAUUUCAGGUAUAUUGUCAAAUAUUUUGGUGACAUUUGGUUGAAAAUUAUAUGAAAAAGAAAAUGUUGUGCAUACAGUACAAAUUACAACAAGACAAUGAAUAUCACUGUGAGCUAACUGUUGAACAGAUCUCAACACCAUUUGAAACACGUGACAUCUAGUAUCCAAAGAAUUUUUGUGGCAGUGGUGGUUGCAUUUAGAUGAAGACUUUUGGAUAUGUAGAUGUUAAUUACUUUUACAUAUUCUUAAAAAUAUAGAAUGACGGACUUCUGAAUCGACUAUAGGUUGCAGCACAGCAAAGUCUGUCACAAUUCAGUGGAUGUGUUAAAAAAGAAUUCAGCUCUGCAGGGCCCACUGGUGAUUUAUUAUGAUUUUUUUAAGUAUGGAAUGUGAAAUGUCUUGAAAUUUAGAUUUAUUGUAAUAAGCCAUGCCCCCUUCAAGCAAUCAUUUUCAAAUUUUGUACAAUGACUGAGAUAUGACCCAAGAUGAUGCAAACCAAGUUUCGUACAAAUAUCGCUGGCUGAUUGUGAGAUAUCAACUUUUUGCAUGUGUAGCACCCCCUAUCGGUUGAUUUGAAUCAAACUAUGAUAUAGUUUAUAGGCUCAAUGGUUAAGGAGUAAAUUCCAUUUAUGUGCUGAGCCAUGCCCCCCUAAAGUUCAUUGGUCAAUAUCAUCACAACGCCAUGGCAUAUCAAAAAGUCUUUGAUAACUUUGAAAAAGCUUCAUCCCUUGAUGAAGCACAGAAAGUCUGGUGCAAAUCGGACUUAGACCUUAGGAGGAGAUGUCAAAAAGGUAUUUUUCAAAGAAUUUUAUAUGGCAGACAAUGUUGUGGCCGGACCUUGAGGGUUUUCAGGCUUUCAUAGAACCCCUUCACCUGACCAUGUGUGUCGAGUUGUCAAUCUGACAUAAGGUGCAAGGGUGGUGGCCUUUCAAAACUAAAUUUUCCUUGACCUAAAUUAUAGCGCCACCAUCUGGCCUAUUGGUUUAGUUUAGUUUAGUUUAGUUUAUUAAGAUCCCCAUUAGCUUUUGCAAAGCAGCCGCUAUUCUUCCUGGGGUCUUUUCAUCUUCAUGAGUGACAAUACAUAUACAAGACAUACUUAAUACAUACCAAUACACAAAUACACAUACACAGAACACACGCGACACAAGAUGAACACUGAACAUCCGAAUUACAAGCUCCCACAUUGAAUCAUCACAAAACAUUUACUGUAUAUCCUGUCACACAAUAUGCCAUGACCCAAACACGGAGAACAGGUAUAAAUGACCUGUGGUGAAUAAUGAGGCAUUGGACCAAACAACUGUACAAUAAUCCAUGUGUGACAAAACCAAAGCUUGGAUUACCAGUUUAGUGGUUUGUGUUGUUAAAUUUUUAGAGCAUCUGCUAGUCAUAGAAAGAAUAUUUCCAAUUUUAGUUAUUAUUCUCUUAAUAUGUAUAUCCCAUGAUAAUGUGUUAUCUAUGGUAAUCCCUAGUAAUUUAACUUCAUUCACUUGUUUGAUGGAUUGAUUAUUAAUUGUAACAUCAAGCUUUGGAUUUGAACGCAAUGAAUAUUUUGAUCCAAUAACCAUACUGGUUGUUUUUUGUACAUUCAAAAUAAGUUUAUUACAGCUAACCCACUCUGAAACCAACUUCAUUUCUUCACUUAAAUUUUCAUUUAAUUCAUCAAUAGUUCUUCCAGUUAAAUAAAUUGUUGUAUCAUCAGCA
Epinephelus moara (kelp grouper) is the source of this 8999-nucleotide messenger RNA. RefSeq names its product transient receptor potential cation channel, subfamily M, member 4a (gene trpm4a). Lineage: Eukaryota; Metazoa; Chordata; Actinopteri; Perciformes; Serranidae. The transcript is spliced from 28 exons. Gene Ontology annotation, biological process: calcium ion transmembrane transport. Bases 22 to 3792 code for a protein of 1256 amino acids. Gene Ontology annotation, cellular component: membrane. The record is from RefSeq and is a predicted model, not a curated record. Gene Ontology annotation, molecular function: ligand-gated calcium channel activity; calcium-activated cation channel activity.